This is a messenger RNA of Cydia fagiglandana, 291 nucleotides long. RefSeq names its product adenylate cyclase type 10-like. The record is from RefSeq and is a predicted model, not a curated record. The transcript has 3 exons. Gene Ontology annotation, cellular component: cytoplasm. Lineage: Eukaryota; Metazoa; Arthropoda; Insecta; Lepidoptera; Tortricidae. Gene Ontology annotation, molecular function: adenylate cyclase activity. Bases 1 to 291 code for a protein of 96 amino acids.
AUGUGGGCGAUGGGCAAGUCUUUCAACGCUGCAUGUUUCUUCGCAGUGAAGGUAGCGAUAUCCUGCGGCGUGUCACACUUCGCGCUCAUCGGCGAUGCCGCGCAUUCCCAUUACGUGGUCCUGGGUCAGCCGGUGUGGGACAUCAAGGUGGCGGAGAACCUUGCCGUCGCCGGUGACGUGAUCGCAUCGCCCAGUGCGUGGAGGCAUGCCAACGAGGCGGAAUAUAUCUCGGAGUCGUUUGGAGAUGGAACUCAUACGAGGGUGAAGUAUUGUUGGUAUUCAAGGCUGUAA